Messenger RNA from Pogona vitticeps (central bearded dragon), 4798 nucleotides. RefSeq names its product nibrin (gene NBN). Gene Ontology annotation, molecular function: damaged DNA binding; protein binding. Gene Ontology annotation, cellular component: Mre11 complex; nucleus. Lineage: Eukaryota; Metazoa; Chordata; Lepidosauria; Squamata; Agamidae. Gene Ontology annotation, biological process: mitotic G2 DNA damage checkpoint signaling; telomere maintenance; double-strand break repair via homologous recombination. The record is from RefSeq and is a predicted model, not a curated record.
AGGACCCUGGCAACUCGUCAUCGAAACUUCAUGUCUAUGGUCUCGGAAAGCGCCUCUGGGAGAAAUGCGCAUGCGUGCUAAUGGUGGGCGUUUGAGGGCUCGCUUGGUGAGAAACCGGGAAGGCGAGGUGGAGAAGGCGUUUCUGGCUCCCAUCUCUUUCUAGUCAGGAUGUGGAAACUGUGUCCAGCGACCACCCUUGGGCCGGGACAAGCAUAUCAGCUUUUAGUUGGUGUCGAGUAUGUUGUUGGACGUAAGAAUUGUGCAAUUUUAAUUCAAGAUGAUCAGUCAAUCAGCCGAAGUCAUGCAGUCCUUUCUGUUAGUCAUCCCCAGAUGAAUCUUAGUCAAUCCUCUUCAUUUCCCGUGUUAACAUUAAAUGACACAUCUAAAUAUGGUACUUUUGUUAAUGGAGAAAAACUACAAAAUGGUAUUCCUAGAACAUUGGAAUCUGGUGACAGAAUAACUUUUGGAGUCUUUGAAAGCAAGUAUAGAGUAGAGUGUGAGUCUUUGGUUGUAUGUUCUUCGUGCUUAAAUGUUUCACAGAAAACUAUGUUAAGUAAAAAUGUUCUUCAGCUGGGAGGCUAUAUAGUGAAUGAUUGGAAGGAAGAAUGUACUCAUCUUGCUAUGAUCUCAGUCAAAGUUACUGUAAAGACAAUAUGUUCAUUGAUUUGUGGUCGACCUAUUGUGAAGCCAGAAUAUUUCACUGAAUUAAUUAAAGCGAUUCAGGCAAAACAGCAGUUACCAACACCCGAAAGUUUUUCUCCUCCAGUUGAUGAGCCAAGUAUUAAGAAUGAAAAAAUUGAUUUGUCCCUCUGUCUUGAAAGAAAAACAAUCUUCCGGGGAAAAACGUUUGUGUUCCUAACUGCUAAGCAGCAUGCAAAACUGAGUCCAGCAAUUAAACUUGGAGGAGGAGAAGCAAAGCUGAUGAAAGAGGGAGAAGAUGCUGCUUCUUCUUUGGUAGCGCCUGAUGUUUGUGUCAUUGAAGUAGGAUUCACAAACUCUCAAGCAUCUAUAUCUGAUCUGGAGAGGAAAUGGACUGAAACAAUCACCGCUGUUUUGGAAAGGAAUAAAUAUAGGACAAUUUCAGAAGCAGAAAUUGGCCUAGCAGUUAUCUUUGCAUCCACAGAAAGAUAUUGCAAUCCUCAAAUUCCAUCUGAUGCAGGUGUUGGUGUGAAACCUUCAGCGUCAAUUGUUCAAGGACCAAGCCUUUCUCAGAGGGCAGUUGUAGAAGAAACUGUAAUGCCCACUGCCGUGAGUGACAUCACAGUAUAUGUACCAGACACAGAAAUGGAUCAGCUGAUGGAUACGUGCAUGGAAAUGACGGGAGAGAAAAGAAAUAAAGAAAUUGCUUCAAAGGUUGAAAGAAAAAAACCCAGGCUACAGGAUAUAACAACUGUAAAGGAAACCCCAGCAGGAACUGGCACUGUAGACACAGGAAAAAAAUUGCCCAGAUUGAAUAAAAGUUCUGCAACUGAUCAGAAAAUAUUGUCAUAUUCUCCAUCUAAAAUGUCAGGACCCAGCAGAAAUAGAGAGAGAGAUUCACAACAACAUUCAAUUAAAAAUUACUUCCAUGUAGCUUCUAAAAAAAGAGAAAGAAAUGAGGAUGAUGAAACACCGAUUUCCAAGUAUGCAAAAAUUGAGGAGAAUUUAUCACUGGCUUCCAGUCAUACUCAACCUGUAACUUCCUUGCGGCUGGAAAACAACACAGAAAGAUCUCAAAAGGGACAGUAUACCUUGAACCAAAACACAAACGACCCUUCAUCAUACCUGGAGACAAGUGGAAAGUCUAUCACAGAGAAAGAAAAGUUAGAAAAAGCUGCUGAAAGUACCGCUACUGGAACAGAUGCUUCAAAAAAGAGGAAAAAAAUGGAUGAUUCAAUAGAAGAUGAAGCUUCAUUAGAGCUUAUUUUUGCGAGCCAAGACCUGGAUUGGGAAAAUGAAGUAGGAGAUCAUACUGAAAAGAGUGAAAAGAAGAAAAGGAAGUUAGAAAAUAAAGGACAAGUUUCAGUAGAUAAUGAGGCCAGGAGAGUUUUGCAAGAAAAUGAGCUAUCUCUUCCAGCUUUAAAGCAGAAACAAGAGAUAAAAGAAGAGCUACCAGAAUGUAAUCCUGAUAAAUCUGCAAGUGACUCUCAUCUACCCAGCAGGCUUUUGCUGACUGAAUUUAGAUCAUUGGUUGUUAGUCAGCCGAGGAGAGGUGGUGGGUGUGCUACAAAAACAGACUAUCGGCCUCUGAACAACUUUAAAAAAUUUAAAAAGGUAACUUACCCUGGAGCAGGACAGCUUCCACAUAUUAUUGGAGGAUCAGAUUUGAUAGCUGCUCAUGCUAGAAAAAAUUCUGAGAUGGAAGAAUGGCUGAGGCAAGAAAUGGCGGAACAGUCACGCCAUGCAAGAGAAGAAUCACUUGCAGAUGAUCUCUUCAGAUAUGAUCCCCAUACAAAAAGAAGAUAGUUGUUUCUUGAGCCAGACCUACAAAAGAAGAAAAUAUUUCCAGCUUCCUUGCUGGAAAGAAUUGAUUUUACAUUGAUCAUACAUCCUGGGAAUCUCUCUUAAUUUCAUGACAAAGAAGAUGGCGUUGCUGCUUCUAAGACUUCAUAGUGCUUCAAUUAUAAUUACAACUAUCAAUAGGUCAAAAAAUUAUCUGACCACAGCCCGGAAGGAUUUUGUAAUGUUGGUGGCUUUUUGGCCCUGCCCUCUCAGUACAAAGGAACUGUUAAAAUCAGAUGCAGAGAGGAACUUUGCCUGCCUUCUACUAAUCUCUCCCCAUCAAGCCUUUUCUCACCUUCUGAAAGCAGACAAACAACAGAAGAAUUUCACCCUAAAUGACACAUAACAUUGUGGUUACAAUGUCAGAUGCAAGGAAUUGUGAGAAAUGCCUCCCCCCCCCCCCAGCCUUACUGGCCAAUGUCAGUAGCACCGGGGAAUUGAUAUCCAGCAUUCCUUUUGUUGGCAUGCAGACAUUUAGUGUUCCUCUUUCCAUUGCUAUCAUUGUCAGAGCAGCAAGAAAAUCAAGCACACUCACCUUUCCGAGAAGGAGCAGGAAGGUGAGUGUGCAGUUGUUGGAUGUCCAUACAAUGGUUUUGGGAAGAAAUAGGCACCGUUGUCUAUUGUCAGUGACCUCAGAGAUGCAGUAACGUUCAAAAGUAGUGUGCACUUGCUUUGGAAAAUCCAUGUGCUUUGCAAGAAUGGGAUUAAUUAUUCUGUUUUUUUAAAUAGCUCAUUUCUGAUACUGACUAGUCAUUGCUUAUUACAGUGCAUGUUAAGGCCUGUAAAAUUCAUUUUCUGGCUACAUUUUGGAAAUGUUAUACUAUAUUUCAAUUUUUUUAAUAGAAGCACAUUAAAAUCACACUGACUCUUUUAAGAGGGACUAUUGUUUUAGCAUUCUUUCAUCUUGAUAUGAUUGCCCACAGAAUCAGGAUUGAUGUUUUUAAAAAUAUGAUGUGGACUUUGUAGAACAGAUUGCUGACUCUUAUAUCAUUUUGCACCUCUCAAAUGGGUGUUGUCUCUUUUUACUAAAUUAAGGUAUUUUAUUUUUUAGAUUAAUAGGAAAUAUUUCCUUAUUUUGAUUAACAUGGUCACAAUUACUGAUUAGUUUAAGAGAAGCUAUGUGUAUAAUGCAUAUUCAAAAUUUUCUGUUUUGUGGACUUUCAAUCUAGUUAUGCCUUUUUCAAAAGCAUGCUGUUGUCUCACUUCAUGCCUAUCAUACUUCUGUUAUACCUCAAGAAUGUCAAAUGUGUUGUUCUUCCAUAGUAUCCUAUCUAUACUCUGGAUAUAGGCAGGUUUAGAGUGUCUUCUUUCAAAAAUGUCAGUUUGAUAUAGAUGCCGUAUCUGCACCACUGCACAUUUGGUUUAAAAAACUGAAGAACUGUGCCUGUAAACUGACCCUCUCUUCCAUGUUUCCAAGGAGUUCUGACUCCAGUAGUUGUUGGUAUUCAUUUGUGUAACCAGAGCAAUAAAUUUUUUGCAGGGAAUUUUGUUCUUGAUUCCCCUGGCCUCUGAGUUACAGCAUUUCAGCAACUUCUUUCAUAUAGUCUUCCUGGAAACACUGGUAAUAACUACCAGUAAAUGCAAGAGAACAGACAUAUGGAGAAGACAAAUAUUUGUUGCCUGUGGUAUAAAAUAUUUCUCAGUCUGUUUAUUUCAGAAUUGUGUGUGCUUUGCCUAAAUGACAGUUGCAGUUCUGCUAGUUUUGGGGAGACUUAUUCUACCUGUAAGUAAGUACAUCCCAUGUAAGCUCCAUCCACCCAUCAAUAUUCUGACUCAUGUUGGGGGUGGGCGAUAUAUAGGUAUAGUAUCCUCUUCAGACUGUUGCCUUCAUGUGUUGAAAGUCUGAAGAGGUAGAGCUAGUGUGUUCCUCUCAAUGUGAUUUCCACAUACUUGAUUAUUGAUUGAAUAGGAUUAAAAUCUGUUUCCUAUGUUGGAUAUAUUUCCUUGGAGUUACUUCAGAUUAUAGAGAAGAGUCAUUUAUCAGUUACAGUUGUUAAGAUAAACUUGUAUAGAAUUUCUUGAAAGGAUUCCUGGCAUUCACCUAAUCUAUAUUUGUCUCUAGCCCUAAAGUAAUAACUGACACUUUCCCAGAUCGCAAGUCUGUAAAAUGUAUACAUGGUGGUUUAAGGUUGCCAUUAAAACUAAAGAUAUAAACCAGAAAUAGCUCUGGUGUUCAGCAUAUGAAACUGUUGUUCCACACUGCAUGUGACUUCCCUCUUUGUGGUAUUAAGGAAUGCUGUCCUUUCUUUAUUACAUGGCAGUCCUUGUCAGCCAUUACCUCUCUUACCAAACAAUAUCAAGUUCAAAAUAACACACA